This is a messenger RNA of Magallana angulata, 3672 nucleotides long. RefSeq names its product cyclic nucleotide-binding domain-containing protein 2-like. The transcript has 13 exons. Bases 170 to 2479 code for a protein of 769 amino acids. NCBI's taxonomy places the organism in Eukaryota, Metazoa, Mollusca, Bivalvia, Ostreida, Ostreidae. The record is from RefSeq and is a predicted model, not a curated record.
AAAAAAAAAAUCUUGAAAUCCAACAGCCAGCGGAGAAUAAGGUUCGGGGAUUUAGUCUCGAAUAAAAGCUGAACUCGUCCUCUUCAUAACUUUGAAGAAAAAAAGUUUUUUAAAAAUAGGAUCAUUGAUUCGGUGUUUUUGUUGAAGAAUAAAAAAGAGAGGAGACAGGAUGAAGAAAAGAAGAUAUUUAGACUUAAUGGUGCAGAAUCGUCAUCUUUCACAGUAUUCACCUGACGAUAAAACACGCCAGAAUUUGCAACGUUUACGACAUUCAGCCCCCCUUACCAGAAACCGGGCCCCUCUACACCAAGAUGUCGUAAUUGAUAACCAGUCUGGAAUUUCUCCCUCAGCGUCAACCGAAGAAUCCCAGCCCCAGUGUGAAGAAAAAACCCUCCGCAAAAGACGUCAAAAUACGGAAAUGCCGUGCCGCUGUAAGAGCGUAGGGGAAGGCAGUGUAUUACGUGUUUCACCAAUUAGUCCCUGUCUCAUAACUCAAUCCGGAACCAUUCAUCGGAAAUCUUCCAACGCUCCCCCAAAGCAAGACCCACAAGUGUCUGACCAUCCCAUGAAGUCUUCAACUGGCACCCUGAAGAAUAGUCCGGAUGUAUUUGACCAUCACAGAAAGCCUUCGACCGCUACCCCAAAGCCUAACCGCUCGGCGUGUGACCUUUAUAAAAGGUCACCGUCUCUUACUCCCAAAUAUGACAUUGCUGUGUUUGACCAUCUAAAGUCCAGCUUACAAGAAAGGCAUAAAACUAUUGUCAAGAGAAACAAACCGAGAUCUUCCUCCAAAUCGCAACCUGAAGAAGAGAAACAUGAAGAGGUUUUCAAAGACAAGAAGUCGCUGAAACUACGGUUCAAAAUGGCCGCCAAAUGUGUUUUAGUCCUGAUUCGUUGGUUAAAUGCAAUCAUUGACAUAAGCGACACGAAAACCACCAGAACAGCGACGGAAGAGAGAUGGUACACACUAUAUACCAGUCAGGAGGCCAGGAGACUUGCAUUCAAUAAAAUGGUCUACUCCAAGGAAAGGGCUUUUGCAAAAGUACCUAAGUGGGCCUCGGAUAUAUUUGAGAGUGAUCCCGAUUCAAGAAGCGAACAAGAUUGUAGGCGGAUCCACGCCUUGCUGAGAGGUCUCAAAAGCUUUGAUAAAUUUACGGAGCGGAUCCAACUCUACAUGUGCCGAGCAUUUCGUUACCAGAGUGUGGAACCCGGAAGAGUCAUUCUGAGACGUGGGCAUGUAGGAAUCAACUUUUACUUUAUAUAUUCCGGUUCCGUGUUCGUUAACGUCGAAGAAGUGAAUACCAGAGGUGAACACUUUGAGAAAACAGAAACAGUGCUAGUCAGGGGAGAUUCUUUUGGAGAACUUGCAUUACUACAAGACAUACGACGGACUGCCACAAUCACGUGUCGAGAAACGUGCGAAAUUCUGGUGGUCGACAAGGAGACGUUUGCCAAAGUUUGUCCAAGCAUUUUUCAGGAGGAAUUAGAAGAAAAAGAAAAAUUUCUUUCGAAACUUAAUCUGUUCAGUCCUAAGUUUUGGACCAAAGAAAUGCUGAAAACCUUGUGUAACGAGGCCCAGAUUCAAGAGUACAAAACGAACAAAGUUGUGGCAACUGACAGGAGUGACGAAGAAUGGAUAUAUAUCUGUAUGCAGGGCAAAGGCCAAGUUGUCAGACGUCUGUUAUUGGACGGCCCCUCUACGUCAAAACGUCAGAGAAUCAAGUCAACUAGAACCAGCAGUCGACACAAAUCCACGGAAGUUCUUGUAAACCUGUUGGAUGACGAGCCCGACUCUCAAAGUAGCAGUGUAACAUCAGAAGAGUCUGAUGACGAAGAAAGCAAAGAGAAGAUGUUAGAAUCCAUGUCCCUGGAAUAUCGCAAAGAUGGACGGAGAGCAAGUUUUCUAACACACUUGAAAUGGGAGGCGGAAAUACAGAGGAGAAAGGCAAUGAAAACACCACACAGAGAUGAUUCCCAUAAAAAGAAACAGGAAAUGCUGUUUACGGGACCAAUGACCCUGACCUCGCUUAUGUCCAAGGACAAAGAAAACAAAGCAUCGGACCAUAUCUACCUUCAAUUAGACAGUCUAUUCAAAGAGGAUGUUUUUGAUAUGUAUUCCAUUAUGCAUAACGUGGCGUCACCACCCGAUAGUGACGUAUUACUAGUCAGUGGAGGGGGUCGAUUUCUUCGAAUCAAGAAAAAGAACUUUUUUCAUGUCUGCUCCAGGGAAGGUUUGGAUCACGCCAGAAGAAUAGCUACGUCUGUCAGAUACCCUACAGAUAAUCAACUUCUCGCGGCAUACACAGAGAAGUUCCACUGGGAUCACUACAAACAUUUAGUGGUGGACCACGUGAUCAGGGGUCACGUGGAGCGGAAGACACGCUUCAAGAACAGUCCGCAGAUACAGGCGUCCAUCAUAAGCUACCAGAGACAGAAAACGCUGGAUCUCAUUAAUACUCUGAAAGCCCAUUCUCAUUAAAUGGCCAAUAUUGUAGAAAUUCUCACCGUGACAUUUUUAUUGUUUUAGUCUCGACAAAGAAGAAAAGAUGUAAUGUGAAAUAAAAGUAGCUUGCUUUAUACUUUGAAAAUAACGUUUUUAAAACAAGAUGAAUGCCUAUAAAAAAGUCGUUGUUUUUCAUAUGUUCCCUGACUCUUAAGAUAGAGUUACUUCUCUUUUAAUCUAUACAUAUAUGACAGUAUGCCAUUCACUUCUACACGACAAUGUAGGCAAUCUUAGAAGAAUUAAGUAUUUUUAGAUAAAAAGGAAUCAACAAUUAUAAAGAAAUUGAAAAUAAGAGCCAUUCUUAGCGGAUAAGAUUACUUUGAUAACUCGCUGAUCAUAUAACGUUGUUAUUCAAAUAUAACAUGCUUUUUUCUGAGGGAGAGAGAUUUAAACUUUUUUCAAGUGAACAUUUUUCUUUGACGUUCUCCUCUGUUACACAUAUAUAUAUUUAUAUAUCGUUAUUCAAGAGUAUAAAUAAACACGAUUAUAGUAUCUUCUUACCUUAUCCCCCAUGCUUUCUGGACGUGAACAAUGCAUUUGACAGGAGAUGAAAUACUAGAUAUAAUUAUAAACAAUCACAAACGCCUAUUAUAAUGCUAUUUUUAACAAAAGCCGCGUAGGUAGUAUUAAUUUCAUUGAUACUUUGAGCAUGGGUUUAAAAUCUUUUUAUGUACAUUUUCACGCAAUUCCUUUAAGAAAUUUGAACUUUGUUCUUUUUUUUUCUCUAGACAAGUCGACUCAGGAAUAAACAGAUGUAGUAGUGUAAUGAAUUCAAUGUUUAUUAUUAAGCAGCAUUUAAAAAAGAGAGGGAAAACCUUCAUGAUUCAGUCUUUUUAAAUUUUCCCCUAUUCUUCAUUUUUAUGUUCUACCUGUACAUGUAACACAAUCAUUAUAAUAAAAAUGAUAUGGAAGAAAGCUGUAAUUAAUGAUUAAGGAUAAACCUAGAUGCAUGAGAAAUUUUACAACUUUACUAUUUGCAAUGGAUGUUUACCAAAUAUAUAUUGUUUUUGUUCUCACCAAAGAAUAUUUCAUGGCAAAAACUAUUAUAUUUUUUGUUAUUAAAGAAUAAUUAUUGUUUUUUAUUUAAGAAAGAAUAUACUUUAUCCAUUGUUUCUUAAAUAGAUCUGAAUUGUUGGUUUUUGAAUUAAAGACAUUUGAAUUAAGAAAAA